This is a messenger RNA of Effrenium voratum, 861 nucleotides long. The record is from the annotation of a GenBank genome assembly. Lineage: Eukaryota; Dinophyceae; Suessiales; Symbiodiniaceae.
AUGCGGCAAGUGCAAGGAAGGUGUCGGGUUCUGCUCGCAGGUGGCAUUGGUGCUGGAAUCUUAUGGACCUGCCAGGGUGCAUUCUUCUCCUCCAUUUGCGACCGAGUGGCGGCCGCAGAGGACCGAGAGGCACAGAGCGUGACAGCCGAGUUGGCGGGCUCCUUCGCAUUGGUCUUCCUCGCCAUGGAGGCCGUGGUGCGCGCAUCUGCCACGCUCUUCACCAAGUACGCGCACUUGGAUUACCCCGUCGUGUUCUGCAUCUUCUCCGGCCUUGCAGUUGUAUCAACCCUGGCAUUUAUGGCCUUUGCCACGGAGGUGAAUGGUGGCGGACCGCGGGGCUCCAUGUGUGCCAAGGCGUUGGCGGCGGUGCGCCUGUGGAAGGAUCCAAAGAUCUGGGUUCUUCAGUGCACGAACCUGACCUUCGGCUUUGCGGCCGCGUGGUUGGGGGGCUACGUUGGCAGGCAAAUCCUAUCUCCUGCUCUGGGAGGCAGUGAGUUCAUUGGCUUCGCAGGUGCCAUGCUCUCAGCCUUGGCCAGCGGCCUCUCAAAGGUGCUUGGCGGCGUCGCCGCGAAAGUGGGCAAGGGCCCAGUCGUAUCUUUGGGAGCGCUAGCCUUCCUGAUGCUCGGCUUGCUGAGCCGGUAUGUUGGUCAGCCUGCCACGUGGGGAUGGGGUGCUCUUGUAUUCUACGGGCUGAUGGGCAUUGGCCGAGCGGUGUAUGAGAGCACCAACAAGGCCAUUUUCGCCGACUUCUUCCACGGUGAGGAGCCUCAAGUCAAGUCAAAGUGCCCAAAGCAUGACACCUUGGAGACAAGCCUAGGUUGUUGUUUGAGCUAUCCAGCUAAGUGCUUUUCCCACAGAUGA